AGAUUACGAGCUCUCGUAGUGCAUACUCGUACCUAUGGUACCAGUAGUACGAGUACUACUGUAUCUGGUACAAUUGACGUACAUCGGAGCUAUCAUUCGAGCACCAUUCGAUAUCAUUGCGACGAGGAGAAGCAGAGCCCGCGCCCAUUCCAUCUCUAGACAACGAAACAGAAACAAACCAAAUCGUAGAACAACGCGCCCACCAACUCUUUUCACCAAAACACAGCAGCACCAUUGGCGACAGCAACUGCUACAGCUACAGCUAUAGCUACAAAUCAGAAUGGCGAAGCAUCUAGCCCGCAUCCACGGAACGGAAGAAGACAAGGUCAAUUGCCCCUUUUAUUUCAAGAUAGGAGCAUGCCGCCACUCCGAUAGGUGCAGCAGGCUGCACCACCGACCUGCCUUUUCGCCCACAAUCCUAAUAAAGCACGUAUAUCGCCAUCCGGUGCGCGAGGCAGAACUCCAACAGACAGCGACCGGGAACAGCAACCCUUCGAGCAACAUGACACACAAAAUCGACAGAGUGAAAGCCUACGAAGACUUUCUCACGUUUUACGAGGACAUGUUUCUGGAACUCUCCAAGUUUGGUCGGAUCGACGAACUCAACGUCUGCGACAACCUCGGCGAUCACAUGAUCGGACACGUAUACUGCAAAUUCUUCAACGAGGAAGACGCCAGCGACGCCAAGGAGGCCAUGAACGGAAGGUUCUACGACGGGAGGAAGAUGGAUGUGGAAUUCAGCCCGGUCACGGAUUUCCGAGAGGCGCGCUGCCGCGAUUUCGACGAGGAGGUUUGCAGUCGCGGGGGCUUUUGCAACUUUCUGCACGCCAAGCCGGUUCCGAUGCCGCUCGUUCGCAGCCUCGAGGCGGAAUCGGAAGCGGAUCGCCGCCGAAACAAAGAAGACCGAAGGGACCGGGAACGAGAAGAGAGGCGGGCGCGAAAGAAGGAGCGCAAGGAACGAAAGCGWUCGCGGAGGGAAAAGUCGUCCCACCGAGAUCGGGAUCGCGGAAGCAGGUCUUCCUCUUCCAAGCACGACCGCGAUCGAAGCCCGUCGAGGUCGAGGUCGCGGUCGCGGUCGAGAUCGCCGGAGGGUGGUGGCGGCGCAUCGGACGAUGACUACAGCGACAAAUCCAACUAAAUCCGAACUCUCAUUGGCUAGACUGGGCGGGUCAUGGCGAAAAUGAAACGCAUCGAAUUGGAGAAAUUUGGCAUCGAUCAGACUGGCGUGUUGAUUGGAAGCGAACCGUACCUUCACAAAAUCCAUGGUUCUGYUUCCUUUUCAAUGGCGAUAUAAAUACAAAGGGGAAGGCUAGCAUCAAGAAUCGAUUGGUAAAUCAUACCCAUCGAGCACUUGUAAUUAGAUUCCAUGUACAGACUUUCUUUAACAUCAAAAUAACCAAACUACUACCCGUAGUUGUUACAUUUUCAAAAUUGCUUGUACGAGUAUGAUUAUAUUAUACUUACCAAUAAUUUUAUUCGAAUCUA
Pseudo-nitzschia multistriata is the source of this 1485-nucleotide messenger RNA. The record is from the annotation of a GenBank genome assembly. Lineage: Eukaryota; Bacillariophyta; Bacillariophyceae; Bacillariales; Bacillariaceae.